AUGGUAGAUUACGAGAUAACCAUCUACACUCGCAAUUGUUUUAAUGCCACCACCUUUAAUAGCGUCCACAUGAAAAUUGUGGGCGUGAAUGGUACGAGUGACUGCAUACCGCUGAAUUAUUUGUACAUCCUAAGGGGAUCAGUGUUUACUUUCACUGUUUCCUGCCCAAACUCCCUUGGACAGCUGAUACUGAUAGAACUAGUGAGAAGACCAAACCUCCUUUUGCCCAAUGACGCUUGGUUCCCUGAUAAGGUCAAAAUCAAAUGUCAUGAGGGCAAACACUACACCUUUCCUAUCUAUUGCUGGCUCAAUGACAGUGAAACUCGCCGCUUUAGGGAGGGCAAAGCCUUAAGGAUCUUUGAUGAAACUAGCCGCGAUGGUAAAGAUGCGAGGAGCAAUGAGCUGGCUCAAAGAAAAGUAGACUAUUGCUGGGAUGUGUACGCCCCAGGAUUGCCCCACACCAUUAAGGCAGAUGGUCCUACAUGCUUGCCCCCUGAAGUGCAGUUCUCCUUUACCAAAGAGACUGAGUUUGCUUACACAGUGAUCACAAGUUUGGCUGAGCUUAAGCUAAAAGGACUGGUCGGUAACCAAGAAAAUUGGAAAAAUCUGGACCAUCUCAAGGAUGUGUUCUGGCACAAAGAUACCCCGUUGUCAGUUUAUGCCAGUAAGCACUGGGAAGAGGAUUGGUUUUUCGCAUACCAGUUUCUAAACGGCAUACAUCCCACUUUGAUUCGACGUUGCUCUAAUCUGCCCGAGAACUUUCCUGUGACUGACGGCAUGGUCUCCAUGCCCAAGGGCACAAACUUGAUUGAAGAGUUGAAGAAAGGCAACAUAUACCUGUGUGACUACAAAAACCUGGAUGGAAUGCCAGCCAACAUCAUAAAAGGGAUUCAGCAGUACUUUGUGGCUCCUCUUGUCUUGCUUCAUCAAACACCCAACAGGCUGAUGCCUAUUGCCAUUCAGCUGAAGCAAAAUCCAGCUAAAGACAACCCCAUAUUCGUCCCAACGGACUCCAAACAUGACUGGCAGUUGGCUAAGACUUAUGUGAGAAGUGCCGAUUUCCAGGAACACCAACUCAAUUCACAUUUUCUGCGCACUCAUCUACUGGCCGAAGUUUUUGCUGUGUCACUGCUACGCAAUCUGCCCAUGGUGCAUCCCCUGUACAAGCUCCUCGUACCCCACACACGCUAUACUCUGCAGAUAAAUGUAUUAGCUAGAGACCGGCUAAUAGGACCCAGUGGAGUCUUCACGCUGUUUGCAGCCUCUGGUGGAAAAGCGUUGAGAGAAAUCUUGGCACAAUCACUGUCCGCCGUCACCUACAGGUCUCUUUGCAUCCCUGACGACAUAGAUGAUCGCAAAAUGAAGGACGUGCCAAACUUCUAUUACAGGGAUGAUGGACUCAAACUGUGGCACAUCAUGUUCAAAUUUGUGCAGGACAUUAUACAGUACUACUACAAAAGUGACAAAGAGGUCAAGCAAGACUCAGAGCUGCAGAUGUGGGUAAAGGACAUUUUCGAACACGGAUUCCUUUCUAAACCACAAUCAGGAAUCCCUCAGAGUUUCACCACUGUGCCACAGCUGAUCAAGUUUGUCACCAUGGUGAUGUUCACUUGCUCAUGCCAGCAUGCAGCUGUAAACACCGGACAGUUCGACUACUGUGGCUGGAUGCCAAACAGCCCAUCCACUUUGAAGUGUCCUCCUCCGACCAAAAAGGGGACAACAAGCGAGGCCACAAUGUUCCAGACAUUGCCACCUAUCGGUGUGACAGCUCAGGGAAUGGCCGCAGUCUGGCUGCUCAGCAAGCAGUCCUCAGACUUUGUCCCCCUCGGAGUAUACCCAGAAGACCAUUUCUCCGAAGAGACCCCCUGUGAGCUGCUUAAGGUUUUCAAAAAGGAACUUGAUGAGCUGUCAGAUGCAAUAAACCUGAGAAACAAAAACCUAGACAUCCCUUACACUUACCUUGAUCCAAAGAACAUAGAGAACAGUGUGUCCAUCUAA
Nerophis lumbriciformis (worm pipefish) is the source of this 1998-nucleotide messenger RNA. The record is from RefSeq and is a predicted model, not a curated record. NCBI's taxonomy places the organism in Eukaryota, Metazoa, Chordata, Actinopteri, Syngnathiformes, Syngnathidae.